AGUACGAAUCUCACGAUCGAGCCCUGAACUAGUUGGUGAUCGCGAUUUGGGUUUUCCUUUUUCUUUCUCACCUUCGAUCGUGCUGUGCCUAGUGAUGGUGAAGCCUAUAAAUUUAUCAUGGAGAUCUUUUGUCUGAAUUUUUCACGCACCUUCAGUGCAAUUUCCCAUAGUUAGAGAUCUUUGAGCUUUGAAGAUCGUCAAAAGCUUCGUGAAGAUCGUUCGAAGAUCGCUUCAAAACCAUGUCAAUUGAUCAAUUUACGAUCAGGAAUUUUCACAAUUGACUGUGCCGAAGUGUAUCAGUGGAACAAGAGAGAAGAUAUAGGUUUUUCAAAGCGGAACAGAGGAACUUGAAAAAAGCGAUUUCUCAAAAUAAAAUGUUUAUUUAUAUGCCAGUCGUGUUAACUUAUUUGCCAUCCUUUGCAAUGGCAAAUAUUUUCUUUUUUCUCGUAGGUGGAUUUUCUUAAUAUAUAUUUAAAAUUCUUUCUGCAAUAGAGUAUCCGCACAUAAAUUUUGGUUUUAUUAAAUAAAUAACUUUUCGUGCGUAUUGGGAUUGACCUCUGAAAAUCAGGAUUAAUUUUAAAUUAUCUCAUGAAAAAUUUAUUAGAUAAUCUCUCUUCUGGCGAUCUUUGCAAAAAUUCACUAUUUGUGAAACAAUUUUAAGAUUACUCAAUAGAGAAUAAAAUCAAGAGAUGAAAGGUCUUCUAGAAAAUUUACAUAAAAGUGGCAAAAGUGUCUUCAUCUCGAACUUGGUGAAAAGUUGUGAAGUGGCAUUAAAGUAAAAAUAAACGUGACGUUCAAAAUUGCUAAUUUUUCAGCUUUCUAACCAUGAGACUUCAUUCUUGUGAAAAGAUUUACUUAAUUUCAAGUGCAUGUCACUUCCAUUGAUCACCUAUAGAAAGAAUUGAGUGAAAAGUAGUGCUCGAAGGACCAAAAUGGGGAGUAAUUGUUGCAAAUGUGAUGGAACUAAUGGAAAAAGUGGAGCAAUUUCUUCUGGAUCAUCAAUCUACAGGAAAAGGAAACGAGAUGACUUGGCAUUGGGUGAAGGUGGUCGAAUUCGCAUGACAGAGUCUAAAAAUGCCAUUCAACUAGCCAUUGAACAUGUCCAGCGCGAAGAUGCUGGACUUUACACACUCUAUGCCCGUAGCAAGAACGGCGAUCUAGCUCGAAAAGAUAUCGAACUAGUCGUCGAGGACAGAUCCUCAGGUGAAGAUCCUCCGAUGUUCGUAAAGCGCCUCAGUGAUAUUUCAGUGAAAGUUGGCACAAGGACGCGCCUCCUUGUAGAAAUUCGCAGCUCUACGGACGUCAAAGUUACAUGGUACAGGAAUGACAGGAGAAUCUGCGAAGGUGAUCGCAUACGAACUGUCCACGAAGGUACCUUCUUCUGCCUCGAAAUCGGUCCAGUAACUCUCGAUGAUGGUGGUCAGUGGAUGUGCAUGGCAGAAAAUCAUGGAGGACGAAAUUCAUGUCUCUGCCAUCUCAAUGUUCUGGUUCCGAAAGCCUACAAAGGACCAGAAUUCAUUGAAGAAUUGCGUGCAGUGUUAACCGAACAAGGAACGGUAUCUCUAGAAUGCAAGGUUGUUGGAGUCCCUACCCCAGUUCUUCGGUGGUUUAAGGACUCAAAGGAAAUCAAAGCCGGAGACGUGUUUGCCCUCACGGCUAAUCCUGAUGACCCAACAUCACUUGGAACGUAUACUUGCGAAGCAGUUAAUUGCAUGGGACGUUCCUACUCAUCAUCUAAAGUACACGUUGUUGGUAAAGGUAGUAGGGAAGGAUCUCUUCGUCCAGCUGAUCAAGCUCAUGUAGGACCUCCGCCAAUUUUCACAUCUGAGCUCUCAGGCCAGAAAAUUCGCAUUGGCGAUCACUUCACCCUGUCUUGCCAAGUAGUAGUUCCUCCGUGGCCUCGUUCUGUGACUUGGUACAACAAAGAGGGUCGCGUGGAGUCCAAUGAGCGCUACCGGUUGGUGGAGGAUGGCCUUGGAGCUUAUAUGAUUGAAGUUAAACCUUCGGAGAGCUGUGACGAAGGCGAGUGGAAAUGCGUUGUAACGAGCAAUGAAGGAUGCGUGGGAAUUUCCUCAGCCACUGUGGAAAUGGACAUUCCCAAAAACUAUCGGAAGCCCCGUUUCAUGGAAACUCUCAAGGCAAUGCUUACGGAGGAAGGAUUGGUGUCGUUUGAGUGCAAAGUGGUGGGAUUUCCAACGCCAGUACUCAAGUGGUUUAAGGAUGGCCAGGAACUAAAACCAGGUGAUGUCUAUCAACUGACUGGCGCCAAUUCUUUGGGAUCCUACUGCUGCGUGGCUAGCAAUUGUAUGGGUGAAAUGAGCAGCACGGCUGUUCUUACGGUUGAAGAUAUCCAGAGUCAGCUCAAUGAUGAAGAGCUUAUGAUGUUCACUCAGAAAAAUCAACCACCAAGAUUCACUCAGGGCCUUAAGAGUCAAGAAGCUAGGAUCAACGAAGAGUUUCGAUUUACAGUAUCUGUUACUGCAACACCUGAGCCUACCCUUUCAUGGUUCCGGGAUGAUCUACCUGUGGAUUCUGGAGAAAGGUAUGUUAUCUUGCGAGAAGCAGUAGGGACUUGUCAUCUGGACAUCAAGCAAAUUGAGUUCCUAGACCAGGCUGAAUGGAAGUGUAUUGCAACAAAUGAUUUUGGAACAAGUGUAACUUCCUGUUUCCUUAAGCUACAGAUACCACGACACUAUAAGAAGCCCCGGUUCCUUGAGUGCCUCCGCGCCGUCCUCACCGACGAGGGUGCAGUCAAUCUCGAAUGCAAAGUGAUUGGGGUACCCCAGCCGGUGCUGAAAUGGUAUAAGGACGGAGUGGAACUCAAGCCUGGGGAUAUUCAUCGAAUUAUCUCAGGUCAAGAUGGUACUUGCUGUCUUGGUACCUACACAUGUGAAGCUAGGAAUUGUAUGGGUGUUGUAGCAAGUUCAGCAUCUCUACUAGGGUACGAUGAUGCUAGUAAGAAUCCAGCUUUACCACAUCCUCCAGAGCUGCAACGCAACAUCUCCCUGUCCACAAUUCAUGAGGAAAGAACAUCCCAGAUGUACGAAACACCAGGAUCAGAUAUCACGAUGGAUGAAAAGGCUGACGUGUCUUUCUCUUUCGAUGGCAAAGAAGUGUCUGUGUCUCUCUACGAGACUCCAGAUCUGACCGAAGAGGAAGCUCUGAAAAUUGUAGAGAUGUAUGCUGACCAGAUAUCAGAGCACGUAACUGAGCAGAAUGUCGUUGAAUUACCACCAUUGCGCUUUGUGAAGGAGACCUCAACAUCUGGAAAUCUCCUUAUGGAAGCUGUGGUGAUUGAUGUGAGUCCUGAGUAUUUCUCAGCCGAAGAUGACUUGCGUACAGAAGCCGAUAUGGAAGAUAUUUGCUCAAUAAAUGACACCCUUUCCCAUACAACCUCUCGGUCAAGAGUAGCCGAUGAGGCUCAACGGGACAAGAUGACAGAAGAUUUCGUUCAGCAGAAGAUGCAGCAGAUGGAGCGUGAACUUCAAUUGGAACCCACAAAACCAAAGAGGAGGAAGUCCGAUUCAGGUGCAGAUGGUGAUGAGUACUUCAGUCUGUCGCAUUCAAAGCCAUCCCGUGAAAGCUCUCCAGACAACACCGAGACAGAGGGACAGACUUUUGCCAGUGCCAGAAGUUCGGAGAAACAAAAAUCUCAGGCUAAGGGAACUGAAGAUGAAACUGAGGAAAUCCCUAUGAAAGUGCCUAGAAAACACAAAACUUCCAGUAGUGAAGAAUCCAAGUCCAGGGAUGAUGCAGGGUUGAGGGACAUUUCUGGAGAAGAAGGUGAUGGUUUAAAAAUCGUACGAGCUAGUCCUGCAGAAACAAAAAGGAGAUUUGAUCUCCUGAAGCCUCUGGUAAAGUCUCUGACAAUCAUAGAGAAACACCUGUCGGUGAUUGAUGAGGAAGUAGUGCUACAAUCUGGACUAAUGAUGUCUGCAGCGUCUGCUGAUAGUAGUCUCGGUGUAAUAAAGAAUAUUAUCAAUCCCCUCCGGAAUACUCUAGAGAUCCUUAAAGGGUAUUCCGGGGAUUGUACUCUAGAUCAGCUAACCCAAAUCAUACUGCCACAGCUCAAGGGUCUUCAGGAAGGACUCAAUGUGAUUGAGAAAUGUGUCGAGAUGGACGAACAAGGAAAGACCUUGGUUCAAAGAACAAGUGUCUGCAUUGUGGAAAGUAGUGGAGAGCAACUUCUUGGUGUACUGGACAAUUUAACGACUGUCGUAGGUCAACUGAGUAGCAAAACUUUGGCCAAUGAGAUGAAUUUACUACUCAAUGAUAUGAGAACAGGUAUCCAAAUGACACAGGAUACCAUAAAAUCUCAAACUCUGCUUCAGGAAGCCAAUGCUCUCGAAGCAGCCCAGCACAUAACGGAAUCUAUUGCAAGGAUGCAGGAAGAACCAGAUGUUGUACCUCCAUUUGAAACAGUGUCCAGUGCAGAGCUUCCUCAAGAAGCUGAAUCACUGAAGAGGAUCUGCCGGCCUGUUGUGAAGAUUCAGUUCGCUUUGGAGAGCAUUGAGCACGAUCUUUCUUUGGAGGAAAAUGAGGAGCAACUGUAUACCAAAGUUCAUGAAAGUAUACUUGAGAAGCUGACGGAACCUAUUGAAGAACUACGAAGAGAGAUGGAGGAAAUUGAAAAAACUGCAGUGGCUGGAGUUACAACAGAAGAUCUUCAGCAGAAAGUCAAUAUUGCCAUUUUGGAUAUCGUCACACCGCCCAUGUACGAACUCCAGAAGGGAUUAGAGAUACUAGCUCAACAAUCAUCCUCAAAUACUCAUGCUGGAAUGGUUAGUGUGAGUAUCCUAGAAUCCAUGGUACCACCACUUCAGGAAAUCCAGACUGGAUUAGCCAGAAUUGGUCAAGACAUUGAGUCUGGAGAACUGAAACGAGACUCACCAAUUGAGAAUGUCGAUGCACAGAGACUAAUUCAAUCUCUAGCACAAUCAAUUCUCAACUUUGAGAAUAAUAUAAUAUCUCUAAAUGGUAAAUUUGAGGACAAGGCAAAAACUACCCUCAUGGAUCUUAAAGCUGGUAUGUCUGUAAUUUUGGAAAGUGUUGUAGAUGCCCCACUAGACAAGUACAGGAUGACUAUUCUCGAAAAUCUCAAGAAGCCCAUGGAUGAAAUUAAUUAUGCUCUGCGACAUAUUGAAGUGAAAUCGAAUAAUGGAUCCCUGGCAGAUCUCGUGGAACCCAUUCUUCUCCUAGAAGAAAAAAUAAGAGUGUGUGAAGAUAUCUUGAUCCUUACAAAUCACUCACCUGAUCAUAUGAGUGUUAAAGCUCUUUCAUCAGUGAAGAAGACAAUUAAAUCUGUGAAGAAAGCUAUUGAUCUCAAUGAAGUCAAAGUAGUAGAGAAGGAGAAGUCCACCUCACUUAAGAUUCAGCAGGGAGACGUACAGGAAAUUUCAACAGCAAGUAUUCAAGAGUUAGGCACAUUGGAUUCAGCCAAACAGAUCAGCCGAAAAGAGACCAUCCAACUUCUGGAAGAGCUCCAAAUUAGAGUUGCAGGAAUUCAAGAGAACAUCCUCAUGGACAGCACGAAAGAAGCGCAGAGUUUCGAAAAGUCUUCUCUCCAGGAAACUCUCGUAACUCCUCUAGCCAAUGUACAGAGGUGCAUUGCUGAAAUCAAAGAUAUUCUUGUGAUGGAAACUACUCAAAGUAUCUCCAGUGAGAACUUCGUGGCGCUUCAAAAACUCGCCACUCCAAUGCAGGAAGUUGUCAAGCACUUAAAGACAGUGUCGAGUCAGGAAGUCGUUGAGCCUGUGGAAUCCAUGUCCACGCAGGAUAACCUGAGCCUGCUAAAGACAGUGGCGCAUCCUCUGCAAGAACUUCAAAACUGCAUUGCCACUUUGAGAGAGGAACCUCUUGUUAUUGAACAAACGGGGAAUGUUACAUCCCUGGACUCCCUCACUAUCGCCAAACCUAUCAAAGAACUCAGGGAUUGUGUGGCUGCUAUUCUGGCUAAUGUCGUGGAACCCAGUGAAGAUAUCUCUACAAUGGAAGAUAUUUCUGCCCUCAAAACAAUUGCUGAAGAUGUGGCAGAAAUUCGAGAUGAUGCUGCAAUUGUCCAGGAACCAGGAAUCUCAUCCGAGAUUUCAGAUGAGAUCCCAACUAUCAGUACAGAAGACAGGAAAGUUUACGCUCAACAACUUCUGACUGAUCUUGAACACAAUCUGGCAUCCGUGAGGCAACAAUGCGUUCUCGAGGAAGCCCAAUCCCUUUCUGAGAAAAGUCCAUCUUUGAUGGAGGCCCUAGCCAAACCUAUUGAGGAAGUUGAAAAAUGUUUGGCAAUCAUAAAAAUGCAGAAGGUUCAUGAAGAAAUUGGGAAGGAGUCUCAGGUUGAAGUGAUUUCUGAUCUUCACGAUUUGACCAUUCCUCUGCAAAAACUAGAGCAAAGUAUCGCAACAGUACAGGAAGAAAUCUUGGCAGAAACUUCAGAAUCUAUUUCUGAGAAGCAAGAAGUACCCCAACUUCCUCCCAUCGCUAAGCCUCUUGAAGACUUAAAAAGUUGUGUUAGUGUCGUAGAACAUUUCAUUCAGGAAGCUCCUCCAGUUUUAAUUGAUAAAGCUCAAUCAAAAACGAACCAACAGAUGUUACAGGAAUUGAUAAAUUGUGUGAUUAAAACGAAAGAAGAAGAAUCUAUUGAAGGGCUGAAGAAGAUUUCUUCUUCUUCAAGAAGUCAUAAUGUUACAAAAGCUGUAGAAUCUAUACAGGAGCUCUUCAGAACAUUCAAUGAAGUUGUUGAAUGCUCCAAGCUCGAAGAAUUCCCAACCCCAAGUUCAGAAGAUGUUGCCAUUCUUAAGAGAAUUCCUGAAGCUCUAAGAGUUAUUCAAGAAAUUAAUACUUCGUCGAAAUUACCGAAAGAAGUGCUGAAAAACUCAAAGAAUGUAUCAAAUUUAUUGUCGUGUAUUGAAAAUAUUGAUGUAAAAGGACUUGAACAAAUUCUGGAAUCGAAGACAUCAGAUUCAUCUGAAUUAACUAAAUCUUUAUUAGAAUCACUUCAAGGAAUAUUUAGUGAUAAAGAAGAACACAGAGUACCACAAGAGUUUCAUGUUCACUUAGAAAACCUCCUAAACUCAUCUGAAUCGCUGCUCAAAGUCGGAGAUAUCGCUUCUAUUGGUGAUUUUGAAAGCUCUCUAUUGAAGAUCAAAGAUAUUUCCAGCAGUCUUGUUUACAAUAAAGCUGAAGCAAUUGAGGUAAGCGAAACUAGUAAUGCUAAAAUUUCCAGCUUAUUAGAAAUUAUUGAAGAACUGGAAUCAGAAAUAUAUUCGACAAAAUCUUCAAUAGCGAAGAAUCAAAAAGAAUUGAAAUUAUCAGAAUCGGAAUCAAUAGAUAAACUUUUGACUUCAAUAGUCCCAGUCAAAAAGGAUCUAAUAAAAGUUCAGAAAUCAAGAGGAUUAUUAACGGAAAUCCUAACCGUAAUUUGCGCUAAUAAAAUCAAUAAGUGCCUAAAUUCUGUGGAAAGAAUUUGUAGGAUUUCUAAUUUAGACACAGCUCAAAAGCUCUGCCUUUCCGAAUUAGAACCAUCUUUAAAUCAACUUUUGAGUUCUAUGGAAUCCUUCCAGGGAGAAAACAUUAAAAGUUCUCUACAAGAAAGUCAAAUUACUGAAUUGAGGGAUAAGAUGUUAGAUUCACAAACUUGUGUUGUCCUCUUUGAAGCAACUCUUCUAACCCACAUCCAAAGGAAUAACGUUCAGAGCAUACAGAAAAUUGUCAAACCUAUCGAGCAACUUAAAGAAUCCAUUGAAGGAGUACAAAGAGUUUUGAUGGAAGACAAUCCAGAAACAUCAAAGAUAUUGAAAUCUAUCUCUGAAAUGGAGACUUCUUUAAAUGCACUUGGAACUGAACUAGUAGGAAUUGAAAGUGGCUUGAUGCCAGAAAAUGAUUUACAGAGAGUCUUGCAUCCCAUUCACAAAGUUCAUUCCCAUUUGUAUGACGUUCAAGAGAAAUUGGCCAAAGAAUCCCAAAAAAUUGCCAUAGAAGAGAUCUCUGAAUUAGCCCGGAAAAUUGAUGAAUCUGAAGACAAACUCCUUAAUAAGGAACAAUCUCAGAUACUUCCAGAAGAUCUUAAACAGAUCCAUAAGAUUGAUGGACCUUUGAAAGAAGUUCAGAAAGCCAUAUCAGAUGCAAGUCGAAUUAGAAUGUCUGAUGAGUCUAAGAAAUCAAUUGCUCAACUAUCAGGAGCACUAAUUGAAUUGGAAAAGAUUCUUGGUGCUGUUGAAGCUCACGAGAGCAGUGACGUGACAUUAGCAUCCAAUGUGAAUCUGGCAGAAGUUCAGAAGAAUGAAAACGUGAUAAAAUUAGAUGCCAUUUCAGUAUCGGACGCACAUUUGGCAACAGCAAAAAUAGACCAAGGCCUCAAUGUCAAAGAGCAAGAGGAAAUUAGUUUAGGAGGUGACAAAGCACCCUCGAAGGUGAUUCAGCAUACAGAAAUUACUGUUGAUGAUACUGAUGAUCCCGAAAAGCUAAAGGCUCAGGCAAAGGAAUUGCUGCGGAAGUCAGAGGACCGUGAAUUGACUCCAGUUGAGAUGGAUUCCUUGAAAUAUCUGCUUUCCAGGAUCAAUUCCCUUGGUCAUGAAAUCCAUGAAACUCUGGUUGAUGCGAAGGUCAUCAAUCAGAAUACUGCCGAUAUCAUAGAACAAAUCAAAUCGGAUGCUCAACAUGGUAUAGAUACGGUUAAAAAAAACGAUGUUGCAGACCAGCCUACCGGAGAUAUCUCCGCAAGUACUACUACUGAGCCGAUGGAUGUUGAGAUUUUAGAUGAAAGUAGAACCCCAUCCUUAAGAAUUGGAGGCGACACAUCAAUUGGCGACUCCAAGACAAUCGUUAAAUUUGAUGUGGGCGUCGAAGUUGAUGAAUUUGCUCAAGUUGACGUUCAUUUGGUUUCAAAGCAACAGGACACAGAUAAGGACACACCGAAAGAUAUUGUAGUAGAGGCUGAAGCUUUACAAGUUACGGAAAAAAUAACGUCUCCAGAAGACACUAAAAUGGAUGUUGAGAUCCAAGAAAUUAUUCUAGAACCUGGAUCACAAACAGGAACUACAGAAGUAGAUCAGGCCAGGGAUAAAACGAUAAAACAAGCACGAACAUUCUCAUUGGGACGAUCAGGUGAAGAAGACCUGGAAAAAUCACAAGCAGCAACAAUUGAAGAUGUAUCAAUGGUAGAAAUUUCUCAGUUGACCUCAGAAGAACAAGAGUCAGAUAUAUUCUCCGACCGAUCAAUAUCACUCGACCUACAGCAAGAAGAUGUACAGGAAAUUUCAUCUCUGGAUCUUCAAGAAUUACGUACCAUGGAUUCCGCUCAGCAAAUUAGUCAGAAGCAGACCAUCCAACUAUUGGAAGAACUUCAAAUCUGCGUUGCCGGAAUUCAAGAGAACAUCCUAAUGGACAGCACGAAAGAAGCUGAAAGUUUCCAAAAAUCAUCUCUCCAGGAAACUCUCGUAACUCCUCUAGCCAAUGUACAGAGAUGCAUUGCUGAGAUCAAAGAUAUUCUUGUGAUGGAGACUACUCAAAGUAUCUCCAGUGAGAACUUCGUGGCGCUUCAAAAACUCGCCACUCCAAUGCAGGAAGUUGUCAAACACUUAAAAACAGUGUCGAGUCAGGAAGUCGUUGAGCCUGUGGAAUCCAUGUCCACCCAGGAUAACCUGAGUCUGCUAAAAACAGUGGCUCAUCCUCUGCAAGAACUUCAAAACUGCAUUGCCACUUUGAGAGAGGAACCUCUUGUUAUUGAACAAACGGGAAAUGUUACAUCUCUGGACUCUCUCACUAUCGCCAAACCUAUCAAAGAACUCAGGGAUUGUGUGGCUGCUAUUCUGGCUAAUGUCGUAGAACCCAGUGAAGAUAUCUCUACAAUGGAAGAUAUCUCUGCCCUCAAAACAAUUGCUGAAGAUGUGGCAGAAAUUCGAGAUGAUGCUGCAAUUGUCCAGGAACCAGGAAUCUCAUCCGAGAUUUCAGAUGAGAUCCCAACUAUCAGUACAGAAGACAGGAAAGUUUACGCUCAACAAUUACUGACUGAUCUUGAACACAAUCUGGCAUCCGUGAGGCAACAAUGCGUUCUCGAAGAAGCCCAAUCCCUUUCUGAGAAAAGUCCAUCUUUGAUGGAGGCCCUGGCCAAACCUAUUGAGGAAGUAGAAAAAUGUUUGGCUACCAUCAAAAUGCAGAAAGUCCAUGAAGAAAUUGGGAAGGAGUCACAAGUUGAAGUAAUUUCUGAUCUUCACGAUUUGGCCAUUCCUCUGCAAAAACUAGAACAAAGCAUCGCAACAGUACAGGAAGAAAUCCUUACAGAAACUUCUGAAUCUAUUUCGGGACAACAAGAAGUACCCCAGCUUUUAUCUGUCAUACAACCUCUAGAAGACUUAAGGACCUGCGUAAGUAUUGUCGAGCACUUUAUUGUAGACCAGAAAGCUCCUCCAGUUUCAAUUGAUAAAGCCCAGGCAAUAUCCAAUCAUGAAAUUCUUCAGAACUUUGUCAAUUGUGUGGCUAAAAUCAAGGAAGAAGGAAAUCUGGAAGAUCUUCAAAAACUUUCUUUCUCUUCCAAAAACGAAAAUUUAUUGAAUACAGUAGCUUCUGUUCAAAAAUUAAACAAGUGUUUGGCUGAGAUUGCGACAAGCCCAGAAAUCAACCAGAUCUUCACUGAUGCAACUCUGGAAGACAUUGAAAUGCUGAAGAAAAUUCCUGAAGCUCUGAAAAUUGUUCAAGAAAGUUCAUCAGUUCAAUUUCCUCCUGAAAUGCUCUCAAAUGCAAAGAGUAUCUCUGAAUUACUAGAAUGCAUCGAAAAGAUGAACAUUGACAGUUUAAAUAAUAUCUUGGAACUCAAAUCCCUUGAUAAUUCUUUGCUAGUACAAUCUCUGAUAGAGUCUUUACAGAAAAUAUUUGGGAUGCAAAAACAUCGAGAAAUUCCUGAAGAUUUUUGCAAUCAUCUCAACGGUUUUGAGAAAUCCUUAGUCCUUCUAGAAGGUGAUAAAAUACCAGAUCCUCUGAAUUUAAUUGAAAACACUUUGAGUAAAAUUAAAGAUGAUGUGAAAGUCUUGAAUGAUUUGCCUAACGUUAGUUUGAGUGAUCACGAAAUAACCACAAAGAUCCAAUGUAUUCUUGAGGACAUUGAGGAUCUUGAAUCCAAUCUUUAUAUUAAUAAAUCAUUUAUUCGGCAACAAGCUGACAGUAAAGAAGAUCAACAUUUGAAUAUCGAAGAGGUAGAAAAAGUAUUGUCGUCAAUUGUUCCUCUGAAAAAAGAUCUAAUCAAAAUUCAGAAAUCAAGAGAAAAAUUGAGUAAAAUUUUAAUUGAAAAUUGUGCAAAUAAAAUCAAUAAGUGCCUAAAUUCUGUAGAGAAAAUUUGCAGAAAUUCAAAUUUAGACACUAUACAAAAGCUCUGCCUUUCCGAAUUAGAACCAUCCUUAAAUCAACUUUUGAGUUCUAUGGAUUCUUUCAAGAUUGAGAAUAUUCAAGAACCUCUUCAUGAAAGUCAAAUUACUGACUUAAGAGAUAAGAUGUUAGAUUCUCAAACUUGUAUAGUACUCUUCGAAGCAACUCUACUGGCAAACAUUCAAAGGAAUAACGUUACGAACAUUCGAGACAUUAUUAAGCCCAUCGAAAAGCUUAAAGAAUCUAUUGAGGGAGUGCAAAGAGUUCUUCUAGAAGAGCAUCCAGAACCAUCAAAUAUCUUAAUAUCCGCCUCUCAAAUAGAAGUCUCCUUAAUUGCACUUAGGGCUGAACUCAUUAGAGUAGAAAGUGAUUUGAUACCAGAAAAUGACUUACAACAGCUUUUGCUACCCAUUCAGAAAGUUUAUUCUCUGAUAAACGAAACUGAGUACAAACUGAAUCUGGAAAGAGAAAGCUCCUUCGCAGAUGAGCUAAAUGGAUUAUCUCAAAAACUCGAACUCGCACAAGAUAAAAUUUUAAACAAAAAUCAAUCUCAAAUUAGUCUUGAAGAUUUGAUGAUCAUUCAUAAAAUCAGUUCCCCAUUAAAUGAAAUUAAAAAAGUAAUUACUACAGCCGUUAAUGAAUGCCAAGAUUCCCGACAACUCUCAACAACUAAAGAAUUACAUGACUCAUUAUGCAUCUUAGAAGGAGCGAUAAACGAAAUACACAUGUCAGAAGACGUUGAAAGAAAAAAUAUUAAGAAAAUAAAACUUGAAACACCACAAGGCUUUGAAUGCAUGGAACAAACUUCAAAAGAAGAAAAUCAAGAACCUCAAGUUGCAGAAGUAGAAGAAGAACAAGAAUCUGCAAAAGCAAAACUUCAAGCAAGAAAGGAAUCUGAAGAUUUAGAGAAGCCUCAAACAGCAGAAGCUGAGGAAGCACAGAAGGCAGAAAAGGCAAAACUUCAAGCAAGGAAGGAAUCUCAAGAUUCGGAAAAGCCUCAAACUGCAGAAGCUGAGGAAGCACAGAAGGCAGAAAAGGCAAAACUUGAAGCAAGGAAGGAAUCUGAAGAUUUAGAAAAGCCUCAAACUGCAGAAGCUCAGGAAGCACAGAAGGCAGAAAAGGCGAAACUUCAAGCAAGGAAGGAAUCUGAAGAUUUAGAGAAGCCUCAAACUGCAGAAGCUAAGGACGCACAGAAAGCAGAAAAGGCAAAACUUCAAGCAAGGAAGGAAUCUGAAGAUUUAGAAAAGCCUCAAACUGCAGAAGCUGAGGAAGCACAGAAGGCAGAAAAGGCAAAACUUGAAGCAAGGAAGGAAUCUGAAGAUUUAGAGAAGCCCCAAACAGCAGAAGCUGAGGAAGCACAGAAGGCAGAAAAGGCAAAACUUCAAGCAAGGAAGGAAUCUGAAGAUUUAGAAAAGCCUCAAGCUGCAGUAGCUCAGGCAGCACAAAAGGCAGAAAAGGCGAAACUUCAAGCAAGAAAGGAAUCUGAAGAUUUGGAAAAGCCUCAAACUGCAGAAGCUGAGGAAGCACAGAAGGCAGAAAAGGCAAAACUUGAAGCAAGGAAGGAAUCUGAAGAUUUAGACAAGCCUCAAACUGCAGAAGCUGAGGAAGCACAAAAGGCAGAAAAGGCAAAACUUCAAGCAAGAAAGGAAUCUGAAGAUUUAGAGAAACCUCAAACUGCAGAAGCUCAGGAAGCACAGAAGGCAGAAAAGGCAAAACUUAAAGCAAGGAAGGAAUCUGAAGAUUUAGAAAAGCCUCAAGCUGCAGUAGCUCAGGCAGCACAAAAGGCAGAAAAGGCGAAACUUCAAGCAAGAAAGGAAUCUGAAGAUUUGGAAAAGCCUCAAACUGCAGAAGCUGAGGAAGCACAGAAGGCAGAAAAGGCAAAACUUGAAGCAAGGUUUGAAUCUGAAGAUUUAGAAAAGCCUCAAACUGCAGAAGCUGAGGAAGCACAAAAGGCAGAAAAGGCAAAACUUCAAGCAAGAAAGGAAUCUGAAGAUUUAGAGAAGCCUCAAACUGCAGAAGCUCAGGAAGCACAGAAGGCAGAAAAGGCAAAACUUAAAGCAAGGAAUGAAUCUGAAGAUUUGGAAAAGCCUCAAGCUGCAGAAGCUCAGGAAGCACAGAAGGCAGAAAAGGCGAAACUUCAAGCAAGAAAGGAAUCUGAAGAUUUGGAAAAGCCUCAAACUGCAGAAGCUGAGGAAGCACAGCAGGCAGAAAAGGCAAAACUUGAAGCAAGGAAGGAAUCUGAAGAUUUGGAAAAGCCUCAAACUGCAGAAGCUGAGGAAGCACAGAAGGCAAAAAAGGCAAAACUUGAAGCAAGGUUUGAAUCUGAAGAUUUAGAGAAGCCUCAAACUGCAGAAGCUGAGGAAGCACAAAAGGCAGAAAAGGCAAAACUUCAAGCAAGAAAGGAAUCUGAAGAUUUAGAGAAGCCUCAAACUGCAGAAGCUCAGGAAGCACAGAAGGCAGAAAAGGCAAAACUUAAAGCAAGGAAGAAAUCUGAAGAUUUGGAAAAGCCUCAAGCUGCAGAAGCUCAGGAAGCACAGAAGGCAGAAAAGGCGAAACUUCAAGCAAGAAAGGAAUCUGAAGAUUUGGAAAAGCCUCAAACUGCAGAAGCUCAGGAAGCACAGAAGGCAGAAAAGGCAAAACUUGAAGCAAGAAAGGAAUCUGAAGAUUUGGAAAAGCCUCAAACUGCAGAAGCUCAGGAAGCACAGAAGGCAGAAAAGGCAAAACUUGAAGCAAGAAAGGAAUCUGAAGAUUUAGAGAAGCCUCAAACUGCAGAAGCUGAGGAAGCACAGAAGGCAGAAAAGGCAAAACUUCAAGCAAGGAAGGAAUCUGAAGAUUUAGAGAAGCCUCAAACUGCAGAAGCUGAGGAAGCACAGAAGGCAGAAAAGGCAAAACUUCAAGCAAGGAAGGAAUCUGAAGAUUUAGAGAAGCCUCAAACUGCAGAAGCUGAGGAAGCGCAGAAGGCAGAAAAGGCGAAACUUCAAGCAAGAAAAGAAUCUGAAGAUUUGGAAAAGCCUCAAACUGCAGAAGCUGAGGAAGCACAGAAGGCAGAAAAGGCAAAACUUGAAGCAAGGAAGGAAUCCGAAGAUUUAGAAAAGCCUCAAACUGCAGAAGCUGAGGAAGUACAGAAGUCAGAAAAGGCGAAACUUCAAGCAAGAAAGGAAUCUGAAGAUUUUGAAAAGCCUCAAACUGCAGAAGCUGAGGAAGUACAGAAGGCAGAAGAGGCGAAACUUCAAGCAAGAAAGGAAUCUGAAGAUUUGGAAAAGCCUCAAACUGCAGAAGCUGAGGAAGCACAGAAGGCAGAAAAGGCAAAACUUCAAGCAAGAAAAGAAUCUGAAGAUUUGGAAAAGCCUCAAACUGCAGAAGCUGAGGAAGCACAGAAGGCAGAAAAGGCAAAACUUCAAGUAAUGAAGGAAUCUGAAGAUUUGGAAAAGCCUCAAACUGCAGAAGCUGAGGAAGCACAGAAGGCAGAAAAGGCAAAACUUCAAGCAAGAAAGGAAUCUGAAGAUUUGGAAAAGCCUCAAACUGCAGAAGCUGAGGAAGCGCAGAAGGCAGAAAAGGCGAAACUUCAAGCAAGAAAAGAAUCUGAAGAUUUGGAAAAGCCUCAAACUGCAGAAGCUGAGGAAGCACAGAAGGCAGAAAAGGCAAAACUUGAAGCAAGGAAGGAAUCCAAAGAUUUAGAAAAGCCUCAAACUGCAGAAGCUGAGGAAGUCCAGAAGUCAGAAAAGGCGAAACUUCAAGCAAGAAAGGAAUCUGAAGAUUUGGAAAAGCCUCAAACUGCAGAAGCUCAGGAAGCACAGAAGGCAGAAAAGGCGAAACUUCAAGCAAGAAAGGAAUCUGAAGAUUUGGAAAAGCCUCAAACUGCAGAAGCUGAGGAAGCACAGAAGGCAGAAAAGGCGAAACUUCAAGCAAGGAAGGAAUCUGAAGAUUUAGAAAAGCCUCAAACUGCAGAAGCUCAGGAAGCACAGAAGGCAGAAAAGGCGAAACUUCAAGCAAGGAAGGAAUCUGAAGAUUUAGAAAAGCCUCAAACAGCUGAAGCUCUGGAAGCACAGAAGGCAGAAAAGGCGAAACUUCAAGCAAGAAAGGAAUCUGAAGAUUUGGAAAAGCCUCAAACUGCAGAAGCUCAGGAAGCACAGAAGGCAGAAAAGGCGAAACUUCAAGCAAGGAAGGAAUCUGAAGAUUUAGAAAAGCCUCAAACAGCUGAAGCUCUGGAAGCACAGAAGGCAGAAAAGGCGAAACUUCAAGCAAGAAUGGAAUCUGAAGAUUUGGAAAAGCCUCAAACUGCAGAAGCUCAGGAAGCACAGAAGGCAGAAAAGGCAAAACUUGAAGCAAGGAAGAAAUCUGAAGAUUUAGAAAAGCCUCAAACUGCAGAAGCUCAGGAAGCACAGAAGGCAGAAAAGGCGAAACUUCAAGCAAGAAUGGAAUCUGAAGAUUUGGAAAAGCCUCAAACUGCAGAAGCUCAGGAAGCACAGAAGGCAGAAAAGGCAAAACUUGAAGCAAGGAAGAAAUCUGAAGAUUUAGAAAAGCCUCAAACUGCAGAAGCUCAGGAAGCACAGAAGGCAGAAAAGGCGAAACUUCAAGCAAGAAAGGAAUCUGAAGAUUUGGAAAAGCCUCAAACAGCAGAAGCUCAGGAAGCACAGAAGGCAGAAAAGGCGAAACUUCAAGCAAGAAAAGAAUCUGAAGAUUUGGAAAAGCCUCAAACAGCAGAAGCUCAGGAAGCACAGAAGGCAGAAAAGGCAAAACUUCAAGCAAGGAAGGAAUCUGAAGAUUUAGAAAAGCCUCAAACUGCAGAAGCUGAGGAAGUCCAGAAGUCAGAAAAGGCGAAACUUCAAGCAAGAAAGGAAUCUGAAGAUUUUGAAAAGCCUCAAACUGCAGAAGCUGAGGAAGUACAGAAGGCAGAAGAGGCGAAACUUCAAGCAAGAAAGGAAUCUGAAGAUUUGGAAAAGCCUCAAACUGCAGAAGCUGAGGAAGCACAGAAGGCAGAAAAGGCGAAACUUCAAGCAAGGAAGGAAUCUGAAGAUUUAGAAAAGCCUCAAACUGCAGAAGCUCAGGAAGCACAGAAGGCAGAAAAGGCGAAACUUCAAGCAAGGAAGGAAUCUGAAGAUUUAGAAAAGCCUCAAACAGCUGAAGCUCUGGAAGCACAGAAGGCAGAAAAGGCGAAACUUCAAGCAAGAAUGGAAUCUGAAGAUUUGGAAAAGCCUCAAACUGCAGAAGCUCAGGAAGCACAGAAGGCAGAAAAGGCGAAACUUCAAGCAAGGAAGGAAUCUGAAGAUUUAGAAAAGCCUCAAACAGCUGAAGCUCUGGAAGCACAGAAGGCAGAAAAGGCGAAACUUCAAGCAAGAAUGGAAUCUGAAGAUUUGGAAAAGCCUCAAACUGCAGAAGCUCAGGAAGCACAGAAGGCAGAAAAGGCAAAACUUGAAGCAAGGAAGAAAUCUGAAGAUUUAGAAAAGCCUCAAACUGCAGAAGCUGAGGAAGCACAGAAGGCAGAAGAGGCGAAACUUCAAGCAAGAAAGGAAUCUGAAGAUUUGGAAAAGCCUCAAACAGCAGAAGCUCAGGAAGCACAGAAGGCAGAAAAGGCGAAACUUCAAGCAAGAAAAGAAUCUGAAGAUUUAGAAAAGCCUCAAACUGCAGAAGCUCAGGAAGCACAGAAGGCAGAAAAGGCAAAACUUCAAGCAAGGAAGGAAUCUGAAGAUUUAGAAAAGCCUCAAACUGCAGAAUCUGAGGAAGCACAAAAGGCAGAAAAGGCAAAACUUGAAGCAAGAAAGGAAUCUGAAGAUUUGGAAAAGCCUCAAACUGCAGAAGCUGAGGAAGCACAGAAGGCAGAAAAGGCAAAACUUCAAGCAAGGAAGGAAUCUGAAGAUUUGGAAAAGCCUCAAACUGCAGAAUCUGAGGAAGCACAGAAGGCAGAAAAGGCAAAACUUAAAGCAAGGAAGAAAUCUGAAGAUUUAGAAAAGCCUCAAACUGCAGAAGCUGAGGAAGCACAGAAGACAGAAAAGGCGAAACUUCAAGCAAGAAAGAAAUCUGAAGAUUUGGAAAAGCCUCAAACUGCAGAAGCUCAGGAAGCACAGAAGGCAGAAAAGGCAAAACUUGAAGCAAGAAAGGAAUCUGAAGAUUUGGAAAAGCCUCAAACUGCAGAAACUGAGGAAGCACAGAAGGCAGAAAAGGCAAAACCUCAAGCAAGGAGGGAAUCUGAAGAUUUGAAAAAGCCUCAAACAGCAGAAGCUGAGAAUGCACAGAAGGCAGAAAAGGCAAAACUUAAAGCAAGGAAGAAAUCUGAAGAUUUAGAAAAGCCUCAAACUGCAGAAGCUCAGAAAGCACAGAAGGCAGAAAAGGCAAAACUUGAAGCAAGGAAGGAAUCUGAAGAUUUGGAAAACCCUCAAACAGCAGAAGCUGAGGACGCGCAGAAGGCAGAAGAGGCGAAACUUCAAGCAAGAAAAGAAUCUGAAGAUUUAGAAAAGCCUCAAACUGCAGAAGCUGAGGAAGCACAGAAGACAGAAAAGGCGAAACUUCAAGCAAGGAAGGAAUCUGAAGAUUUGGAAAAGCCUCAAACUGCAGAAGCUGAGGAAGCACAGAAGGCAGAAGAGGCGAAACUUCAAGCAAGGAAAGAUUCUGGUGAUUUCGAGAAACCUCAAGAAGGUGCAGUUGAAGAAACUCCGAAAGCGGAGAAAGCCAAGAUCAAAGCCAGAAAAUCGUCAGAGGAAACAGAGAAGCCCCAAGAAGCUGCUGUUGAAGAAGGUCCUAAAGGAGAAAAAGCCCAAAUUGAGGCCAGAAAGAAAUCUGAGGAAAUUGAGAAACCUCAAGAAGCUGCUGUUGAAGAAUCUCCCAAAGCUGAGAAAGCCAAGAUCAAAGCUAGAAAAGCGUCAGAGGAAACUGAGAAACCCCAAGAAGCUGCUGUUGAAGAAGGUCCGAAAGCAGAGAAGGCCCAAAUUAAGGCCAGAAAGAAAUCGGAGGAUAUCGAGAAACCUCAAGAAGCUGCAGUUGAAGAAUCUCCCAAAGCUGAGAAAGCCAAGAUCAAAGCCAGAAAAUCGUCAGAGGAAACAGAGAAGCCCCAAGAAGCUGCUGUUGAAGAAGGUCCUAAAGCAGAAAAAGCCCAAAUUGAGGCCAGAAAGAAAUCUGAGGAAAUUGAGAAACCUCAAGAAGCUGCAGUUGAAGAAUCUCCCAAAGCUGAGAAAGCCAAGAUCAAAGCUAGAAAAGCGUCAGAGGAAACUGAGAAGCCCCAAGAAGCUGCUGUUGAAGAAGGUCCGAAAGCAGAGAAGGCCCAAAUUAAGGCCAGAAAGAAAUCGGAGGAUAUCGAGAAACCUCAAGAAGCUGCAGUUGAAGAAUCUCCCAAAGCUGAGAAAGCCAAGAUCAAAGCCAGAAAAUCGUCAGAGGAAACAGAGAAGCCCCAAGAAGCUGCUGUUGAAGAAGGUCCUAAAGCAGAAAAAGCCCAAAUUGAGGCCAGAAAGAAAUCUGAGGAAAUUGAGAAACUUCAAGAAGCUGCAGUAGAAGAAACUCCCAAAGCAGAGAAAGUCAAGAUCAAAGCUAGAAAAGCGUCAGAGGAAACAGAAAAGCCCCAAGAAGCUGCUGUUGAAGAAGGUCCUAAAGCAGAAAAAGCCCAAAUUAAAUCCAAAAAGAAAUCGGAGGAAAUUGAGAAACCUCAAGAAGCUGCAGUUGAAGAAUCUCCCAAAGCUGAGAAAGCCAAGAUCAAAGCUAGAAAAGCGUCAGAGGAAACUGAGAAACCCCAAGAAGCUGCUGUUGAAGAAGGUCCGAAAGCAGAGAAGGCCCAAAUUAAGGCCAGUAAGAAAUCGGAGGAUAUCGAGAAACCUCAAGAAGCUGCAGUUGAAGAAUCUCCCAAAGCUGAGAAAGCCAAGAUCAAAGCUAGAAAAGCGUCAGAGGAAACUGAGAAACCCCAAGAAGCUGCUGUUGAAGAAGGUCCGAAAGCAGAGAAGGCCCAAAUUAAGGCCAGAAAGAAAUCUGAGGAAAUUGAGAAACCUCAAGAAGCUUCAGUUGAAGAAACUCCCAAAACGGAGAAAGCUAAGAUCAAAGCUAGAAAAACGUCAGAGGAAACAGAAAAGUCCCAAGAAGCUGCUGUUGAAGAAGGUCCUAAAGCAGAAAAAGCCCAAAUUAAAUCCAAAAAGAAAUCGGAGGAAAUUGAGAAACCUCAAGAAGCUGCAGUUGAAGAAUCUCCCAAAGCUGAGAAAGCCAAGAUCAAAGCCAGAAAAGCGUCAGAGGAAACAGAGAAGCCCCAAGAAGCUGCUGUUGAAGAAGGUCCUGAAGCAGAAAAAGCCCAAAUUAAGGCCAGAAAGAAAUCUGAGGAAAUUGAGAAACCUCAAGAAGCUGCGGUUGAAGAAACUCCCAAAGCAGAGAAAGCCAAGAUCACAGCCAGAAAAGCGUCAGAGGAAACAGAGAAGCCCCAAGAAGUUACUGUUGAAGAAGGUCCUAAAGCAGAGAAGGCCCAAAUUAAGUCCAGAAAGACAUCGGAGGAAAUCGAGAAACCUCAAGAAGCUGCAGUCGAAGAAUCUCCCAAAGCUGAGAAAGCCAAGAUCAAAGCUAGAAAAACGUCAGAGGAAACAGAAAAGCCUCAAGAAGCUGCUGUUGAAGAAGGCCCUAAAGCUGAAAAAGCCCAAAUUGAGUCCAGAAAGAAAUCUGAGGAAAUUGAGAAACCUCAAGAAGCUGCAGCUGAAGAAUCUCCCAAAGCUGAGAAAGCCAAGAUCAAAGCUAGAAAAUCGUCAGAGGAAACAGAAAAACCCCAAGAAGCUGCUGUUGAAGAAGGUCCUAAAGCAGAAAAAGCCCAAAUUAAGUCCACAAAGAAAUCGGAGGAAAUUGAGAAACCUCAAGAAGCUGCAAUUGAAGAAACUCCCAAAGCUGAGAAAGCCAAGAUCAAAGCUAGAAAAGCGUCAGAGGAAACAGAAAAGCCCCAAGAAGUUGCUGUUGAAGAAGGUCCUAAAACAGAAAAAGCCCAAAUUAAGGCCAAAAAGAAAUCGGAGGAAAUUGAGAAACCUCAAGAAGCUGCAGUCGAGGAAACUCCCAAAGCGGAGAAAGCCAAGAUCAAAGCUAGAAAAGCGUCAAAGGAAACAGAAAAGCCCCAAGAAGCUGCUGUUGAAAAAGGUCCUAAAGCAGAAAAAGCCCAAAUUAAGUCCAGAAAGAAAUCGGAGGAAAUUGAGAAACCUCAAGAAGCUACAGUUGGAGAAACUCCCAAAGCAGAGAAAGCCAAGAUCAAAGCUAGAAAAGUAUCAGAGGAAACAGAGAAGCCCCAAGAAGCUGCUGUUGAAGAAGUUUCUAAAGCCGAAAAUGCUCAAGUUAAAGCAAGAAAAACGUCUGAGAAUUUGGAUGGUCUUCAGGGUGCAGCUGCUGUAGAAGCUCCAAAAACCAAGGAUGCUGAACUUAAAGUCAGGAAGAAAUCUGAUGAUUCAAGUAAAGUAAAUGGUCAGUCAGAUAUUGGUAAGCCUAAAGUGAAGAAAACUAGCGUGAAAACUAAGAAGAAGACUGAAAAUCAAGGUGAAAAUGGAUUUGCUACUAAAAGUGAUGAGAAAUCUGAACAAGAAGAUCUUAAAUCGAGAUCCAGUAGUGUUGAUAAAGUACAAAAUGGUGAAUUCCUGCAUCAUACAUCGGAAUCAGUUAUUGGGGAUACGAAAAAGAUAGCCAACGGAAAAUUGCAAGAAUCUAAGGCUUUAACUGAAGAUGAGGAAUAUGAGAAACUUUAUCAGAAAGCAUUGGAAACACGUGCACUCAUGGAAGAUAACAGAGAAUGGACUAGAGUGACUGAGACUGAUAUUUCCGCUAGAAGAAUAUCUAUCAAUAAUGAUCAGAAACUUACUGAGUCACUAAAUAAAGAGAUGGAUGAUCUAAAGAAGAUGCAAAAGGAUCGUGAAAUGAGAAGACGGCCAGCUUUUGAAAUGUUCCUAACAAAUCGUUCAAUGACUGUUGGAUCUACUGUGAAGUUAUCAUGUGCAGCAUCUGGACCUGAGUAUCAAGUCCAAUGGCUUAAGAAUGGAAAACCCAUUUCCAAUGGAAGUAAAUAUCGUAUCCGAGAGAGCAGUGGAUUACUUGCCCUUGAAAUUCUGGAAGCAACCGUGAACGACAGUGGUGAAUACACAUGUAUUCUGAAGAAUAAAAAUGGUUCCGUUGAAAGUAGUUCAAUGGUAACCAUUUAUGAAAAGUGUCGAGAUGAUGAUGCCUUUGCACCUCUCUUCACACGAGGGAUACGGGUGCGUCAAGUACAAUGGCAAAUUGCUAUCAUCCACAUCAUUAGGCAGUGUCAAUGCACUCGAUUAAGCCUGAGCGAUCGAUCUCUUCAGAAGGGUGCAAUCAGUGCGUUCUGUCAAGUGCUGCUGACCAGUUCUCAGGUGGUCCCAACAAUGGCGGACGUGUUGGUGGAAAAGAAACCGAGUGUAAGUCUCCAAGUGCCUCAAUCGAUCCUCAAACGCGGGAUAACUCCGGAUGUUAUUCGAAGAAGUCGUAGUCGUCGUAGUCGCAGUGUUACGCCUUUCUUGGCACGACAGGAUCGCGAAACUACUCCUUUUGAAAUCGGCCAAAAUGUUCCUCAUACCCUUGUAUCAGCACUAUGUGUCCUGGAUAAGGCUCUUAUUAUGGAUAUCUCAUCCGAUAUUGUGGAUGAUCCUGUUCAAGUGCUCACAUCUGACUUCUCCGUCAUCGACAGAGCUUCUGUCAUGGAUAUAUCACAUGGGGACUUUAUCCUAGAGUAUGAGGAAUACGAGGAGGAAAUCGCAGAUGACGCUAGUAUUAUGAGUGUCGAUGAUCGCGCUAGCGAAAUGGAUGAGAGUGAAACGCGAUCUGAACGGUCAGAAAGCGAAGCCCCACUCAGUGAAGCAGAAUCCAUUGGGACUGAUGUAAGCACAGAAGCUGGUGGUGAAGGAGGUGAGCCAGGGCCUAAAAAGAAGAAAGUGGUGAAAAAGAAGGCCGUGAAGAAGCCAGUAGUAGUGGUGAAGAAGAAAGUAGUGAAGAAGGAAGAUUCGUCAAAGAAAAAGGCAGGAGGAAAAACAGGUGCCACCCCACCACCAAAAGCUCCACCCAAAAAGCUUGCUGUUGCAGGUGUUUUUGCGCAAGCGGAUGCAGCCCCAAAACCACCGAAACCAUCUAAACCGCAACCGAAGAAAAAGUCAAAGUCCCCAUCGCCAAAGCCAAAGGGAGCUCCACCGACAAAGUCAGCCGAAGAAGCUGCAGAAAUAGCCAAGAAGGCACGAGAGCCAUCAAAGGAAAAGACACCAGAAGAAGCAGAAGAACCAGAAGAAGAGGAAGAAGAAGAAGGUGAAGAAGAAGGUGAGGAAGAGCAAGAAGAGGAGGGAGGAUACGAUUACGACGCCGAGGAGGAACAGGAGCCCGAGGAGGAGGAAGAAAAAGUACCUAAAUCUCCAUCUCCUGUUUACACUGAAGACGAUCUCAUGGAGCAAGCCCUCAUUGCCAAACUCACAGUCUAUGAACCAGACUACGAUCCAGAUAUUUGGAGAAAAGUCACAGAUGAACCACCACCACCACCCAUUCAUCUUGAAUUCCCGCCAGAAAAACCACGAAAAGGAGCAGUUCCGUACAAGAAAAUGACUGAAAAGGAGCGAGAUAUGGAAUUUAUAAAGGAACGUGAAGCUAGAAAACCUCCUGUACUGCUCAAUCAUCUCACGGAUCGUACAGUUUGUGAAGGAACUCCAGUGAAACUAAGUUGCAGUGUCUCAGGUCCAGAUGUUCAGGUGAAGUGGCUUAGAAAUGGAUAUGUUUUGGAGAAGAAGCCUGGAAUCAAGACCACAUCAACGGAUGGUCAUCUUGUGCUAGAGCUACUGAACCCAACUCCACAGGAUUCUGGAAUGUAUGCAUGCGUUGUGAAGAACAAGAAUGGCGAAAUGUCCACAGAAGCCAAUGUGACUGUAUAUCAACUCGCGGAAGAUCUUCACGUGAUUCCGACAAUUAUCUCAGCUAAAGAUUCUUACGACAUCUAUACUGAUGAACUUAUUGUGGAGUUUCAUAUCCGUGGUCAACCCCGACCACAAUUGGAAUGGGUCAAGGAUGCUGUUGCUUUGGAAAUAAAUGAUCCGCGUUACCGAGUAGUUCACGAAGGAAAUCUCUGCCAGUUGCUCAUAUCUAAACCGACAAUCUCAGAUAGUGGCAAGUACGUUUGCUUUGCCUCAAAUGCAGCUGGAAAAAUUGAAGCUUCGCAUUGGGUGUCCUUCGAGGGGAAGGAAGCAGUAACUCACGUAGCAGGCAUCUUCCAUGCUCACUCCAAAAAAUCUCUCGAAGAGAUCACUGAAGAGCUCAUGCCACAUAUAACUUUACCACCACAUGAUCUACUAUCGGGAGAACCUGGUGAGAAGCCAAAAAAGGAGAAACCUGCUGCUAAGGGUGUUAAAGGGGGUCCAAAAGCUGCAGCUGCUGCAGCAGCUAUGGGCAAAGGUCGUCGUCGAGAGGAGACACUUCUUCACAGGAAGAUCCUCACUUUCUCCAAUAGUCUGCGCGACAGGACAACAACGGUGGGAACAAAAUUAAAACUAGUCACUACAGUAAUUGGUCCUGAACCAAAUAUUAAAUGGACUAAGGAUGGCAUUGGCAUUGCACCAAGUCCACGCUUUAAGAAUUCAACUAAGGAAGGCUUUGCUUGUAUCGAACUAAGUGAUCUGACUGUGGAGGACUCUGGAACCUACACCUGUACAGCAAAGAAUGCUGCUGGUGAAAUAUCCACAUCAGCAGUUGUGACAGUUUACGCAGUAGAGGAGGCCGAUGCUGUUGCCCCAAUCUUUACUUUGCCAAUUAAUGAUACUUAUCAUGUUGCGGAGAAUGAUUUGAUUCUCUCGUGUAAGGUGCGCGCUCAUCCCCGUCCAACAAUAGUUUGGCUCAAAGAUGAGCAAGAUAUGGCACCAGAUGAGAGAAUUCAGCAGGUGGAGCAUGCAAAUGGGGUGUGUGAAUUGUUAAUUCACGCCCCAACCACCAAGGACAGUGGCACUUACUCUUGCCGAGCCACCAAUUAUAAGGGUACUCAGAAAGUGUCUCACAGAACUACUGUGGAAGCCAAACCGUACUCAACAGUUGAAAUUCAACCACGCGAAGAGCCAUCAAAAGCUAAAGGACGCAAACUGGGGAAGAAAAAGGAAAAAGCUACUUCAACUGGAAUUCCCAAUGCCAGACUUUCAUUGGUAUUCCAAUCCUAUCUCACAAGUCGCACCGUCAAGGAGGGUCAACCUGUGAAACUAUCGUGCUUUGUGGCAGGACCUGAUCCAAAUGUGAAGUGGCUAAAGGAUGGAGCAGGAUUUGCACCAUCCCCCGUAAUUAAAGUGAAUAACGCUGAUGGAUUCUUAACAUGUAGUUUCCUUAGUCCAAAAGUUGAUGAUUCUGGAGAAUAUUCAGUCGUAGCUAAGAACUCUGCUAGCACAAUUACUUGCUCUUGCCGUUUGGAUGUCUAUUCAGCCAAUAUCACAUCGGAUUUCCCGCCGAUGUUCACUAGGGCUCUCAAAGAUAACUAUCACAUUAACACAAAUGAAUUGGUGAUUGAUGGGCACAUCCGUGGACAACCUAUGCCGAGAGUUUCAUGGAUGAGGGACGGUCAGACCAUUAAUCCUGAUGGUACUUUCCAACAAUUUGAGCAUGAUAAUGGAAACAUCGAAUUCGUUAUCAGUGAUCCUCAGCGUCAUCACAGUGGACGCUAUAUUUGCCAACUGGAGAACCAUAUGGGCAAGGCAGAAUUAUCUCACUUCGUUCUGUUCGAGGGCCGUGAAAUGUGUGAAACUGAACCUGUUCAUGGAGUUUUCCACAUAGAUCACCAGAAGAUCCGUGAGAAAGAAGAGGCACAUCGCAAAGCUCACGAAGAAGCUUUGCAUCCUGUUGCUCCCCGUAGGGUGUCUGCAGCAGUAGAAGCAGCAACAGAGGAAACAACAGAAUCUCCACGAAAAACUGUAUCAAAGACACCAAGUCGCCUUGAGAAAAUAAACGCCGAUGCCAGGACAAAGCUGUCCUUCUCAGCUCCACUGACUAAUCGUGUGUGUGCUGUUGGGUCUAAAGUAAAGCUCUCAUGCUACGUUGAAGGUUACAAUCCCCACUUUGAGUGGUACAAGAAUAACAGCCCUGUAAACUACUCCACAACUGUAAGGAACUCUAGUCGUGAUGGCUUGGGUAUCUUGGAGUUCUUUGACGCUCAACUUGAAGACACAGGAGAGUAUAAAUGUGUUGUGAAGAAUAUUGCAGGAGAGAUCAACUCAACAGCAACCUUGAUGGUCUAUGAAGAUAGAAAGGAUGUGGAAGUCCCUCCUACCUUUGUCAUUGGUCUUAAGGAUAGGUACUUGUUCGAUCGCAAUGAGAUCCUCAUGGAGUGUCAUGUCCGUGGAGAUCCCACACCUAAAAUAACCUGGCUGAGGGAGGGUGAACCCCUGAAAGGAGAUCGCUUUAAAGUCUUCGAACUCCCAGAUGGAGUAUGCCAUCUCUUGAUUACUGAGCCAGUUCCCAAAGAUAGUGGUGUCUAUGCGUGUAUCGCAGAAAACAAACUCCAAACUGUUCAAACUGCCCACUAUUUGGUCUUUGAGGGCAGAGAAGCUGAAUUGCGUAAGUUGAUGCCGAGCCCUGAGCCAGAGAAGCCUAAAGAGGCACCAAAGAGGAAGCCUGUAGGCAAGAAGGGUAAGGCAAAGGCUGCUAAGGCAGAAGCUGGAGCUCCGGUUGACAUGAAGAACCGAUUGACCUUUGUGGCUCAUCUUGCUGAUAGAACUGUACCCGUUGGAGGCAAACUCAAGCUUUUCUGCAUCGUCAAUGGACCUGAGCCACAGAUUAAGUGGACCAAGAAUAACUGUGGCGUUGUUGUUGGACCUCGUGUAAAGAACGGCACAAAGGAGAACAAUGCAUUGAUUGAUAUCCUUAAUGUUUUGCCUGAAGAUGCUGGAGAAUGGAAAUGUACAGCAAAGAAUGCAGCUGGAGAAAUUUCAACAACGUGCAAUUUAACGGUGUUUGAACCCCCACCUGUUGAUGUUAUUCCACCCACAUUCUCUCGGCCAAUUGCUGUGUCUUGUGAUUCCUCUUGUCGUCUGUGGACCCCUACAGUGUGCAAGAUGGAGCUUAAGACGGAGGCACCAAGAAAACCUCGUGGAAAAAAGCGAGGCCAGAAAAAGAAGGAAGUAUCCGAUGUUCUAGCAGGGGAUACUACACCCCUAUUUCUCACUCAUCUCACAAAUCGAACCAUUGAAGAAGGGAUACCAAUAAAAUUUUCCUGUUUUGCAAUGGGACCAGAAUUAAACGUAAAAUGGUUUAAGAAUGGUGAACCCUAUGUACCAAUAUCCCCAGUUAAAAUGUCCAGUGACGAUGGACUAAUUGUGCUAGAGUUUCUAAGUCCCACAAAAGCUGAUUCAGGACGGUACAAAGUUAACGUUUUUAAUGCAGCUGGAACAAUAUCAUCAACAGCUUUUCUGGAAAUUUAUUCCACAAAAGGAACCACAGUUACAGCAGAUCUUCCUCCGGUAUUUACCAGUUCAAUGAAAGAUUCAUUUCAUCCAGACACAAAUGAAAUUAUCCUUGAAUGUUUUGUCACGGGAAAUCCUACCCCUGAAAUAUCAUGGUACAGAGACAAUGUUGAGAUCACAACCACUGACAAAUUCGCCCUCAUCUCAGACAAUAAGCUCAGAAAAUUGAUCAUAUCUCAUCCUGAUAGUUCGGAUAGUGGUCUUUAUUCCUGCAAGUUGCGCAACAAUGAGCAACAACAGGAAGUUUCGUGCCAUGUUGAUGUUAAUUCAUUAAUUGGCAUGCCAAAGCCCAAAAAGGAACCCAAGCCUGAGAUUGCAGAUGAGGAUCUGUUGCAGAGGAAAAAACCCUCGAAGGAGGAAAAAGUUCUCGAAGAAGUCAAAAAGCCCCAGAGUAAAGCUGAAAGAAUGCGCAAUGAGGAGAAAAAUAAAUUGGUCUUUGAGGUGUAUUUGAAGAAUGUCACGGCGAAUGAAGGAUCUAUGGUAAAAUUGAUGUGUUGCGUUCGUGGACAUGAGCCAAGAGUCACUUGGCGCCGGAAUGGCCAAGAAAUUCCCCUAGAUGCCACCAAGUAUUCCACCGAGAGUCGCAAUGGGAUAUUUUCGCUCACCAUCAAAAAUGUGACCCACUCCGAUGCUGGUGAAUAUUCGUGCCGAAUUGAAAAUGCCAUCAACACAAUAUAUUCGUCAUCGAAGGUGAUCGUCAAUGAGAAAGUCCAAACGAAAGAACUUCCCAUUGUACUUUCGGAUAAGUUAUUAGAUUUCUAUGAUGAGAAAACCAAUCAACUGAUUUUCGAAUGUAUGAUUAGAGGAUCACCCAAAAUAUCCUGGUUUAGGGAUAACAGGCCUCUUCAGGACGAUAGAAUUGAAUAUUUCUCAGAUGCAAGUGGUAUUAAUAGGCUCAUAAUCAACAAACCGAAAGCUGAAGAUAGUGGACACUACUCCUGCCGCAUUCAAGAUGGUUCCUUUGACCUUAAACUCGAUCAUCACCUAUCUUUCGAUGGAAGAAAGAUCAUUCGAGGGAAGCAUCUAGAAAAGAUUCAUCAAACCUCAGAAAAACCAGAAAAGUCUCACACAGCAUUUAGACAUAGGGAUACCAAGAAGAAACCUCACUUUACUACACCUUUAAUGGACAGAACAGCAGCUGAAGGAUCAACAAUCAAGCUAAUAGCUAGCGUGAUAAGUGAUGUAGAUUCAGAAAUCAGCUGGUCUAAAAAUCACAUUCCACUUGGGAGCUCUUCCCGGCAUCGGACCACCUUCAAAGAUGGCUUGGCAACAUUGGAAAUCUUUGGAGCAACUCCCGAUGACUCUGCAGAGUACUCCUGCCUCGUACGCAAUCGCUACGGACAGUCGGAGUCGAGUUCAAAGUUGAAGGUGUAUGAAGGGUUUGAAAGCACCCCAAUGCCACCCACUUUUACCAGAAGUAUCAAAGACACAUACAACAUCAAUGUGGAUGAGUUGGUCCUGGAAUGCAGGGUUCGUGGUCAGCCUCGUCCUACAAUUACUUGGUAUAAGAACGGUGAGGAGCUUGACACUCAUAUGAGCAAGAAGUACGAACAACAGGACACGUAUGAUGGCUUCUGUCGUCUGCUGAUCAGCAAACCCACUCCAGCUGAUAAUGGCAUGUACAUAUGCAAAGCCGAUAAUCCGGGACACUCUGACAAGAUUCAACACUACGUGGAGUUCACAGGGAAAGAUCAGAGUAUCCUGGAAAGAACACAUGGUUUCUUCCAUCGCGAUCCCAACAAGCCACACUUCUCCACAGUCCUUACGGAUAACCUGGUACCAGUUGGUGGUACCAUUGGUCUUCAGGUUGAAGUUCACGGACCUGUGGAUGUUCAGUGGCUCCGUGGAAAGGAUCCCUUAACAACGGGAGACAAGAUAAACACAUAUGCCGAGGAUGGUGUCUUCACAUUGGCGGUGAGCAAUGCUACGCCCAAGGAGUCCGGCACCUAUACCUGCCGAGCCAUCAAUGCAUUUGGCAAGUCCGAUAGCAUCGCCCAUGUGCACGUUAUUGCACCGGCUACGGUCAAGGGAGGAAAACCACCUCAGAUUAUCGACAGACCACCUAAGGAGAUGGUCCUCAUGACUGGCGACAAUCUCAAGAUCUCCUUCAGGAUUCACGGUGAUCCUAAACCGCAAUUGUAUUUCUUGAAAGGAUUGCGUGACCUCACCCAGAAUUCACGAUGCUACAAAGAGAAACACGACGACUAUAUUCGAUACACUCUCGAGCGGUGUCUUCUCCAAGAUUCAGGAACCUACUGCAUCAUGGCAAGGAAUCGAUUUGGUGUCGAUCGAGCAUUUGUCGCCGUCCAGGUUAAAGCAAGAGCGCGCUCCAUAACGCCUUCAAGAGAAUGGAGCUACACGCCGAUAACCGUGGAUAGCACAGAAGUUUCAUAUUUUAAAAGUUUUCAUGAUGAAACGGAAUGUUCGCGAAAUUAUCAUAUUAAAUAUCUAAAUAAUCAAUUUCACUGCUAUACUCCUCGAUUGCUCUCACAAUAUUGUAAUACACUGCAGAUGAUGUGGAAAUUUACUAAGAAGGUCAAAAAGUGUAAUUGUAAUAAAAAGAAACACCUUACAACUCUUGCUUUCUUGUUUGAUCUUAAUUUUUUUUCCCGAUCUUGGUCUUCAACACAACGCUGCUGUUUGCCUCUUAAUCCACCAGAACCCAUCCCAGCGGAACCUCUUGUUGUGGAUAGUGGUAGGAAUCAUGUGAGUCUAUCGUGGCUUAAACCUCCGCCAAGUGAUGCUGCUCCUGUGAUUGCCUACAAAGUGGAAGCCUGGUUGGUGGGAAAAGAUGGUGGUGCUCGAUGGACAGAGUUGGGAGUAACACCCAUCAACAGUUUUGACGCCUUCAAUUUGCAACAGCGCUGUGAAUACCAUUUCCGUGUAACACCAAGGAAUCGAUAUGGAUGGGGUCCGUCUGUUCAAACUUCUCAUCCUGUUCUCGUGGGUGUCCCAGUUCAGAUGCCAGAGUUCACAAAGAUCCUCCCGGGGCAGUUAAAAGCUCUCUCCGAUCGGGAAAUCACCUUAGAAUGUAUCGUUAAAGGUCAUCCAAAACCUGAUGUGAUCUGGUACAAAGAUGGUUUGGAACUAGAAUCUGGGGACCGUAUGUCCUGCAGAUCGCUAGGGUCCGUAUGCAAGUUAACCAUUGUGAGUGUUAGGGAUUCCGAUUCAGGAAGAUAUACUUGCGAAGCUACAAAUAGAGCGGGAAGAGUGUCAACUUUCGCACGCCUCUUGGUUGUUUCGGACCCUAAGAUCUUCGAAGCAGACAAUGAACUCAAGAGAAAUAUUGAAACCGAUCUGAGUCUCGUUGGUGAAAUGCAGCCACAGUUUACGAUGAGAUUGAGAGAUCGUCGGGUACAAGUUACCUUCCCUGUCCGAUUGACCUGCCAAUGUGUUGGUUUUCCCCUACCGGAAGUUGUGUGGUUCAGAAAUGGAAAGGAAGUCGAACAAAAUGAUCGCUACACUAUCUGGAACGACAACAACUUCUACACCCUUGAGAUCUCUAGAACUACCCUGGAUGAUGGUGGAAGGUAUACAGCUACUGCAAGAAAUAACCUUGGAUCGGUAUCAUGUCACUGCAAUCUCGUUGUGGAUAAGGGUAUAAGGGCCUACAUCUCUCCAGACUUCUAUUGUGGUCUAGAUCCUCUCUAUGUCUUCCGGGAAGGAUCGGAAAUUAGACUGUCAGCUCAGGUUGAGGCCUAUCCUUCGGUCGGAGUAACAUGGCAUCGAGAUGGCGCUAAAUUGCGUCCUAGUCGGAGAAUUCUCGCAACGCUUGAUCACAAUGGCUUUGUAGAAUUGGUGAUAGCGGAUGCUACACCUUUCGAUGCGGGUAUCUAUACCUGCGUUGCAUCAAAUGCUGUUGGUCAGGCUGAAAGUUGCUGUAGAGUAACUAUUGAGCCUAGUUCCGUUGAUCAUUCGGACAAGCCUACAAUUCCAAGAGUAACUGAAGGAGAUCUUCCGUACUCCAAAGAGCCAAUGUUCAUAACAAAACCACGCUCAAGCGAAGCCUACGAAGGCGACACUGUGAUCAUACAUUGCGAAGUCAUUGGCGAUCCAAAGCCUGAUGUUGUCUGGCUAAGAGAUUUCCUUAAGCCGGAAUACUACAAAGAUGCUCCACAUUUCCAUCGCGUGGGAGAUGGUCCAGAGUACCGCUUAGAAAUUCCCAGAGCCAAAUUGGACUACACUGGAACCUACUCAACAAUUGCUACAAAUAUCCAUGGAGAGGCCAAAGCAAUAAUUUCCCUGCAGAUUUAUGCCAAAGAUUUAGACAAGGUUAAAAGUAUGGAUAAGGGAUCGAUCAAGCACAGCAAUGUUGAGACAUUGCCAUCAUUCUUGAGUCAUCUUAAGGACUUGAGGUGUUGCGAUGGUGACGCAGUUACGCUAGAGUGCAGAGUCAUUGGGCAACCUGAACCGAAUAUUUUCUGGGAAAAGGAUGGCCGUCUAAUGCAGAUGGGAAAUGACUUUUCCAGCAAAUAUGAUGGGGAGAAAGCUACUUUGUCCCUUGCAAGGGUCUUUCCCGAGGAUGAAGGAUCUUACACAUGUAUCGCCUCCAACACCAUUGGGAAGACCUACUCUUCAGCAGUUCUAAUUGUUGACGUGCCUGAAGAGAAGGAGAACCUCCUGAGUAAGCAGCUUAAUCGUCCUCCAGGAAUGCUUCUCUCCGCUCAGUCAACUCCAAGAUCAACCCCAAGAACAACUCCAAUUCGCAGUAGUUCGCCCCAUCAUAUGUCCUUUAGGAGUCCCUGUAUCGACAUCACAUCUUCCAAACAUCUCAAAUUCUCAGCCCCAAAAUUCUAUGCACUUCCGCAAAAUCGAGUAGCUGAAGAAGGUGACAAUGUCCGCUUCCAAUGCGCGAUUGCUGGACAUCCAACACCCUGGGCCACCUGGGAUAUGAAUGGUACAAUCGUGACUCCAACAGCAAGGAUAACGGUUAAAGAAUGUGAUGAUCUGAGAAUCCUAGAGAUUGAGCAAGUCACUCAGGAAGAUGCUGGACUCUACAGGAUCACUCUUGAGAAUGACUUUGGACGAAUCGAAGCUACAGCUCGACUCGAUGUGAUUUGCUGCCGCAAUAGAUCUUCUCGAGGACUGAGGACAACGAGUGCUUCCCCACGGAGAACAGGAGUCUGGUCCAGGAGAUUGAUGGGCAACAGUACAGCCAUUGGUGGUCGAUUGGCUCUGGCGUGUGAUUUCAGACGUGGAACAUCAACGCCAGCGAGAAAGUUCUACCACAAUGGGGAAGAAGUUCAGGAAUCUGAUAGAAUCAAGAUCCUAGAAGAGGAUGAUCGCACAACUCUAAUUGUGGACAAUGCGACUGUGGAAGAUGAAGGCAUUUACACGUGUAUAUCUUAUGCUGAAGACUGCAUCAUGACAACCUCGAAAUCUGUGACUUUCGCCAACAAUCCAGUGAAUCCACCACGAAUUGUGAAACCUCUGACGCCCGAAGAGGCCAAAGAUAUUCGAGCUUAUGAAGGAAUAGCCCUCGAUCUUGAACUCGAAGUUGAGUGCAGUGAAAUGUUUGAGUAUACUUGGUACAGAGAUGAUCAAGUUAUUGUUGAUUCCAAUGAUAUGAGAUACAUCGAUCACGGAGAUGGUCUAUUGGUGCUUCGCAUUGAAGAUCCAUUUGUGCUGGACUCUGGUGUCUAUCGAUGUGUUGUCACCUCAUCGGUGGGAAAGUGUGAAACGUCCUGCCCAGUGAUCGUCACAGAACUAGAUGAGUCAUCCAGUGCGUCAGAAGAGCAGCUUAAGCCACAUUUCUCGAAGCAACCACUGCCAGUUGUGUCUCAUCCAGGCGCCGAGGUGGCCUUCUCUGCGCGCAUAUCUCCACCUCAGUCGCGGAUCUCGUGGUAUCUCAAUGGUCGUGAAAUUGGACAAGACCCUUCAGCACAUUUUCAGAUUGAGGAACAGGAAGACGGCUUGAGUAUUUUGCGGGUCAUUGGGCUGAAGCACGAUCACAGUGGGGAGAUUAAGUGUGUGGCUCAGACGAAAGCUGACUGUGGCAGAAAGAGUGAUACACAAGCUAUUGUCUACACUAAUCUAGCUGUUCUCCCAGAAAUUCCACCAAGUAUCUGUCCAGCUCAUAUUCUAAGUGGACCUCAGGACUGUACAACACUUAUUGGUGGGAAGAUUAUUCUCGAGGCAUUCUUUGCUGGUCAUCCAGAUCCAACAGUCAAGUGGAUGAGAGCUGGUCGUAUCAUAUCUGAGACACCCAAUAAAACCAUGAAAACCACAAAGGGACAAUCAGUGCUUGUGCUCACGGACAUCACAGCCGAUGACAGUGGAAAGUACACAGUGGAAGUGUCUAAUGAGCAUGGGUCUGAUAUUGCAUCGGCAUCCGUGGCCGUUGAGGGCCCUCCAGAUCCACCGGGUGGACGUCCCAGUGUUUCCCAAGGGAAUGACCGGGUUGCUAUUGCAUGGUGUGGACCUCCCUACGAUGGUGGAUGUAUGCUAACAGGAUUCAGCAUUGAAAUGCAGGAAGGUGAAGGUGAAUGGAAGGAAGUGGCUCAAGUUGUGGAUUCCUUAGCACACACUCUGAAAGAUCUGACUCCUGGACUGAGGUAUAGAUUUCGUGUUCGUGCCGAAAAUACUCAUGGGAAGAGUGAACCCAGUCUGUCCAGCGAUGAAAUCCUCAUUUAUUCUUCAGAUUCAGAAGCCGAAAAACACCAAGUUGAUGUUGAAGUUGCUUCUGGUGGUGACUUCAAAAGCCGAUUCGAGAUGCUCGAGGAAUUGGGCAAAGGUCGUUUUGGAGUAGUGUACAAAGUCAUAGAACGAGAUACUAACCGAACCCUGGCAGCCAAAGUGAUAAAAUGUAUCAAAUCGAAAGAUCGAAUUAAGGUUCAAGAAGAGAUCUCCAUUAUGAAUUCACUGAAGCAUCCGAAACUCCUGCAAUUAGCCGCCACCUUCGAGACUACCAAAGAAAUUAUUAUGGUGAUGGAAUAUAUAACUGGUGGUGAGCUCUUUGAAAGGGUUGUUGCUGAUGACUUCACCCUCACCGAGAGGGAUUGCAUUUUGUUCCUCAGGCAAAUCUGCGAAGGAGUGAGCUACAUGCAUGAAAAGUGUGUGGUUCAUCUUGACCUAAAACCGGAAAAUAUUAUGUGUCACACGAGAAAUAGCCACCAGAUUAAAAUAAUUGAUUUUGGUCUGGCACAGAGGCUUACUGAUAAUACUCCCGUUCGUGUCUUAUUCGGAACACCCGAAUUCAUACCUCCAGAGAUCAUUAACUACGAACCCAUAGGAUUCCAAUCCGAUAUGUGGAGCGUUGGAGUUAUUUGCUACGUUCUUUUAUCGGGUUUAUCACCAUUUAUGGGUGAUUCGGACGUGGAUACAUUCUCCAAUAUUACGAGAGCUGACUAUGACUUCGAGGACGAGGCAUUCGAUGCUGUGUCCCAAGACGCCAAAGAAUUCAUCUCGGGGCUUUUGAUCCAUCGCAAGGAGGAUCGUUUAACAGCUGAAGAGUGCCUCAAUUCCAAAUGGUUGUCUCUCGAGAACGAUAACAUGAGCAAUGUUAAGCUCAGCACUGAUAAACUCAAAAAGUUCAUAAUUCGCAGAAAAUGGCAGAAAACUGGUAAUGCUAUAAGAGCUCUUGGACGAAUGGCAACUCUGUCUGCCAAUUCCCGAAGGAAUUCAGCUGCUUCUUCAGCACCAAAUAGUCCUAGACCAUCAAUUUCUGGAAAUAUUUUGGCCUCCCUGACAACCCAUAUGUCUUCGGUGAAUGAAGAAGUAGAUGAUAUUGAGGAAAAGGCUUCAAAGGUUCACUUCAGCAAUGAUCAGAAGAAAAGACCUAAUGGAGUGAAAGAUCGCUCCUGCAGCGAAAGAAGUGACUCAGGCUUCAGUGAAUGCUCAACUAAUUGUGGUUGCACUCAAUCUGCAUCCAAUAAACUCCAAAUAAUCUUUGACAUUGAUGACAAUGAAGAUGAUUUGCAUGCAGAAAACUCAGGAGGAUUCUCCCAUGAAGUGCUCGCAUCGAAACUGGAAAAGAUUGCUGAACAGCAGAAAGAAGAUAGUUGCAAUACGAAAAGCGAUAUUAGUGAAAAAUCCUCAGCAACUCCAGUUUCACCACCACCAAAUCUUAGUCCUCUCAAUGAUCUGGAAUAUGAUAUAAAGCGAUUCAAUUUGACAAACUCCAUACAGACAAGAAAGAAAUCUCUGGAGAGUAGCAUGAGGAAGGAUUCAACACCUCAGCUAUCAGUCCCAUUAAUCCAUAUCAGUCCAGAGAAAAAGGUAUCGCAUCUGAAGGAGAAGUUCGACGCGAAGGCAAGUAAGAAGAAUAGUCCACGGACAAGAAGUCCCAAUAGUCGUGUUUUUGCAAAGAAUACCGCAGGAGAAUCUUCAAAGACUGAUCUCACAAAUCGACUUGCAACAAACACUCCAAGUCCUAGCCGAAAGACGGGUGGGCUAAGUGCCCGCGUGAAGGAAGUAACGGAGCGCCUUUCAGCGCCCAAAAGGACCCCCGAGCAGUCAUUUAGACCAAAUACGACAAACUCAGUGAGAACGACUAAGAAACUCACCCUCUCGCACGAGAGCUUCAAGAAAGCUUCAGCCUUCUGGAAGUCCUAGUCACACGAAUAAGAUAUUGCAAUGUCCUUUUUUCUAUGUCCUGUAUUUUAUUCACCAUUUUUUUAAGUGUUACAGUUUCGUUCUUUUGUCUGACAAAAAAAUCUAAAAGAGUAAAAUAUAUGAUGAUUUUUUCUCUA
Messenger RNA from Phlebotomus papatasi, 35458 nucleotides. Its product is annotated as titin-like. Gene Ontology annotation, molecular function: ATP binding; protein kinase activity; protein binding. Gene Ontology annotation, biological process: protein phosphorylation. Bases 933 to 35321 code for a protein of 11462 amino acids. The record is from RefSeq and is a predicted model, not a curated record. The transcript has 38 exons. NCBI's taxonomy places the organism in Eukaryota, Metazoa, Arthropoda, Insecta, Diptera, Psychodidae.